GCUUCUCCUGGCAGCACCUAAUUCAAGGAUCACCUGGUCCCAGAAUCAUCUAAUCCCAGGAGAACCUGUUCCUGGCAGCACCUGAUCUUGGAAAAUUGCAGCUGGCAGAGGUGAGAGGAGAGGAGAAGCUCAUCCUGGGAUCCCCCACUCCUGCCACCUGCUGCCAAUUCCAGGGUCCCUCCCGCUGCACUUCGGGGUCUCCCUGUGUUCUCCUGCCAUGGCUGAGCCCUCUGGGGCUGGGGACAGCAUCCCAUUGGAAUGCCCUGGCCUGGACACGGCCGCUGGGGAGGAAUUCCUGCAGGAAGUGUUCCAGAUCCUGCUGGAGGAGGGCGUGCGGAAGAGCACAGAUGUGACACAGAAGGUGUGUGACUGGAAGGAGCCGCAGGAGCUGCGGGACCUGCUGGAUCUGGAGCUGCGGAGCGACGGGGAGGGGCGGGAGCAGCUCCUGCAGCGCUGCCGGGAUGUGCUGCGCUUCAGCGUCCGCACCGGGACCCCUAGAUUUUUCAACCAGCUUUUCUCGGGGCUGGACCACCACGCCCUCGCUGGCAGGUUCCUCACUGAAACCCUCAACACGAGCCCGUACACAUACGAAGUGGCCCCAGUGCUGGUGCUGAUGGAGGAGCAGGUCCUGGCCAAGCUCCGGGAGCUCGUGGGGUGGAGCAGCGGCGAUGGCAUCUUCGCUCCCGGGGGCUCUAUGUCCAACAUGUUGGCCAUGAACGUGGCGCGAUUCCGGCGUUUCCCGGAGAGCCGCAGCAGAGGGAACUGGGACCUGCCUCGCCUGGGCCUGUUUGCAUCCCAGGAGAGCCAUUACUCCAUCCUAAAAGGAGCUGCUCUCCUGGGAAUUGGCACGGACAAUGUUCACCUGGUGCGGACAGAUGAGAGGGGGAAGAUGAUCCCGGAAGAACUGGAGGAGGAGAUCAAGAAGGUGAAAGCUGAGGGCUCGGAGCCCCUCUUUGUGUGUGCCACGAGUGGCACCACUGUCCUGGGCGCCUUCGACCCGCUGGACGCCAUCGCUGACGUCUGUGCCCGCCACGGGCUGUGGCUGCAUGUGGACGCAGCAUGGGGGGGCAGCGCCCUCCUGUCCCCCCGACUGCGUCAUCUCCUUGCCGGCAUCCACAGAGCUGACUCAGUGACCUGGAACCCCCACAAGCUGUUGAUGGUGGGGUUGCAGUGCUCAGCAUUCCUGCUCCGUGACAGCUCCGGGCUCCUGCAGUGCUGCCAUGGCGUGGGGACCUCAUACCUGUUCCAGCGGGACAAGUUCUACGACGUGUCCCUGGACACAGGGGACAAGAGCCCUCAGUGCGGCCGCCGCGCCGACGGCCUCAAGCUCUGGAUCCUCUGGAAAGCCGUGGGGACCCAGGGGCUGGCACAGCGUGUGGAGCGGGCGUUCGGUGCCUCUCGGUAUCUGUUGGAGCAGGUGAAGAGGAGGGAGCGAUUCCAGCUGGUGAUGGAGCCAGAAUUUAUCAACCUCUGCUUCUGGUUCAUCCCACCCAGCCUGCGGGGCCAGGAGAACUCCCCGCAAUUCUGGGACAAACCGGGAAAGGUGGCCCCAGCCAUCAAGGAAAAGAUGAUCCGGAGGGGCUCCAUGAUGGUGGGAUACCAACCCCAAGGAUCCCACGUCAACUUCUUCCGGCAGAUUAUCACCAAUCCUGCUGUCACCCGCCAGGACCUGGACUUCUUCCUGGAUGAGAUACAGGAAUUGGGAUGGGAUCUGUGAGCAGUCCCAAAAACCCCAGUGAAAGACCCCAAAACCUUCCCCCCAUCCCGGAGGAAGAGGAGCAGAUCCUUGAUUUCCUCCCGUCAUCCCAAAUUGGAAAUGACCCCAAAACUCCACACUCAUGGAAUAAAACUCCAUUUAAUGGUCUUGAUCUGAUAAUAAUUUGAUAUAACCCCACCCUCAAAAUAGGGUUUGGGGUGUAGGGGGUCCCAUAAUUCCCCUGGAAGCUCCAGAGGAGGUUGUGGAUUCUGGGAUCAGCAUGUAGUGGCCUUGUGACUCUCCUGACAUUCCCAUGGCUUCUUGAAGUUCCAGAGGCUGGAAUUUGUAGGGAAGAGGAUCUGUUAGCACGCAAAAAACUCUUGGGAAAGUACUGCAAAACCUGCUGUGUCCAUCCCUGAGGAAAUGGAGCAGAGCCUGGACUUCCUUCUGGGAUCUUUAAAUCAGGAGUAAAGAUGGAUGUUCUCGGCACUUGAUCCUAAAACUCAGCACUCAUUGAAUAAAAGAGCAUUUAUUGGUCUCAAUUUUUUAUGAAUUUGAUAUCACACUCCCCUCCCCCAGGAAGGGAGUUUGGGGGCCCCUCAAUUCCCCUGGAGGCUCCGGAGGAAGUUGAGGAUUUCGGGAUCAAGGUGGGCAUCCUCAAGGCAGGCUAGGAGCUGGGACGCCGUGGCUUCCUCUCGCUGACGCCGCUGCCAAUCCCGCAGCAUCUCGAAACUCCUCAUAGUGGAAUUGUUUGGAUUUUCCUCCUGGAUCUGGUCCAGCCGGCUCUGCUCCAGCCCUAGAUGCAGAAUUCCCACCUGCUUCCACUCUUUUCCCAAUUUUUUGGCGACUCUCAA
Molecule: messenger RNA, 2550 nt
Organism: Melozone crissalis (California towhee)
Lineage: Eukaryota; Metazoa; Chordata; Aves; Passeriformes; Passerellidae
Product: cysteine sulfinic acid decarboxylase-like
Exons: 16
Coding region: 218-1717 (499 amino acids)
Biological process (GO): carboxylic acid metabolic process
Cellular component (GO): cytoplasm
Molecular function (GO): sulfinoalanine decarboxylase activity; pyridoxal phosphate binding
Source: RefSeq, a predicted model, not a curated record